This is a messenger RNA of Argiope bruennichi, 1643 nucleotides long. Its product is annotated as guanine nucleotide-binding protein subunit beta-like protein 1. NCBI's taxonomy places the organism in Eukaryota, Metazoa, Arthropoda, Arachnida, Araneae, Araneidae. Gene Ontology annotation, molecular function: protein binding. Bases 409 to 1386 code for a protein of 325 amino acids. The record is from RefSeq and is a predicted model, not a curated record. The transcript is spliced from 3 exons.
AGCGGCACGUUUGUUUUGUUUUUUUUCUUCUGUUUUUGCCGUCAUAAACUUUCUUCAACUUGUUAAUACUUGAUAUUCAAAAUAAUCGAACGGAAAGGCGAAUUUACUUUUCAAACAUCGAUCAACAAUAACAAUAAUAAGCCGGAAUAGAUAAACGGCAAGAAUUUGUUUCAAAUUAAAAAUCUUAACCGAUGAUUCAGACAGCAUAUGUUUACCCUUAUUGGUAGAAGAUUAACUUACUCCCAUCAUUUUAUGUGAUAAAUAUUAAUUCGUCUCAACUAAAUUAUGCUUUCCUUGGAUCAGCAAAUGAAAAAAAAAAUAAUAUAUACAUAAUUAAGGUCCAUUUAUUAUCCAAUUCACAGAUAUUCAAUCCAUAAGAAUUAUAAAAAUUUUGAAUAUUUGGUUAAGAUGUCGAAAUUACCCUCUCCUCCAUUUUUUGUUUUAAGAGGCCAUAGUGGAUGUGUUACCGCAUUACAUUUUACUGAUGAAAUCGACAAUGCAUUAACAUCUCAACCUACUUUAAUUUCAGGAAGCCAAACUGGAGAAAUUUUUGUAUGGAAUCUUAAAGUAAACACUUUUACCUUUAGAACACAAUAUAAAUUUGAAGGUCAUAGUAAAACUUCAAUUUUGUACCUUAAUUAUUAUAAAAGCUCACUUAUAAGUCAUGGGAGAGAUGGGAUUCUGAAUGUCUGGAAGUUCUUAAAUGAGCAGUGGACAAUUACAAGACAGUUUCAAUCACCAAAUGUGGGAUUUUGUGCUUCAAUAUUUUAUUUUGCAAACAAUGAGCCACAUGUUGUUUUAUUCAAUGAUGAGACACAUACAGUAGGAAUUUACAACUAUGAAAAUGUAACUAAGGAAAGAACACUGAAAAUAAAAGAUGUUGGAAUGUGCAUGUGCAUGAAAGCUAUUCAUUUAAAGGAAAAGGCUUUUCUUUUGAUUGGCUAUGAAAGCGGACAGAUUGGAUUAUGGGAUUGUGAAUCAGAUAAUGAAGUUUCUCAGUUAAAGCUCCACAACGAACCAAUAAUGUGUUUAGAUUAUGAUACGCAGCAUAAAAAGAAAGGUAUUAGUGGAUCUGUAGAAAAGGUAAUAAAAACUUGGACAAUACAGGAAGAUUUCACUUUAAUUAAAGUGCAGGAAGUUAUGUUAAAUAAUGAUGGAAUCAUUGCUGUUAAGAUAAGAGAGGAUGGUAAAAUUUUGAUUACUGGUGGAAGUGAUUCUAACAUAAGAAUAUUUAGUUGGAAGAGUUUAAAAUUGUUAGCUAUUUUAGACUUCCAUGAGUUUUCAAUAUACUGUUUAUCUUGUUGUUCUUUUCCUGUAGGUAAACAAACAUCUAUUUUUGCUUCAGGGUCAAAAGACAAACGCAUUGCUCUUUGGUCCAUUUAUUAAUAAGCAGAAGAAAUUUGGACAAAAUAAUGGUUUCUGGGAAAGAUAUUAAAAAUAAAGUUUUUCAAAAAUGAAUAAUGUGUGAAAAAUUAAUUUCAUGUUAGUGAUGUAUUUUAUUGUUAACAAAUACUAUUUAACAUUAAUAAUUGAGCUUAUGUAGAAAUAUAUUUGGUGUUCACAUCUCAAUGAAAUAGACAAGCAAUAUUUAAUAAUUUUUAUAGAACUUUAUUGUAAUAUACUGACGCUAUGCUUAUGGGUGU